GCGCAGGCUGCUGAGCCCUUCGCUUUACCGAGGCGCAUCGCUGCCUUGAGACUCGCCGGGCGUCGUUUGGUGACGUCUCACAACGCCGGCAACGGCUGCGCGCGCUCCGGUUCCGUUAGCACCUGUUUGCUCGACUACUGCUGCCGACGCCAUCAGCGCCAUGGGCGCGGCCAUCGCAAAAACGUUAGUAUUCCAGCCGCCGUCGCCGGUCGUCCCCUGCGACCAGAUCGUGGCCGGCUCCGUGGACUCGAGCCACGUUUGGUUGGAGACGCGGCGCGGGUCCCGCAUCGAGGCCUUCUUCGUGGACCGGCGCGCCCAGAUGACCGUGCUCUUCAGCCACGCGAACGCGGAGGACGUGUCCAUGGUCUUCGCGUGGCUGCGCGAGCUGAGUUUAAGACUGGGCGUCAACGUCCUGGGCUACUCGUACACGGGCUACGCGCGGUCCUCCAAGCCGCCGUCGGAGUUGGACGUCUACGCCGACGUCGACGCGGCCUGGGACUAUCUGAUGGCACGGAAGGUCGAUGCGAGGCGCGUCGUGCUCUACUCGCGGAGCGUCGGCAGCGGCCCGACGCUAUACCUCGCGGAGCGGCUCUCGGCGGCGGGCACGCCGCCGGCCGGCGUCGUGCUCCAGUCGCCGAUCCUCUCGGUGUUCCGCAUCGCUUUUGAUUUCCGGUACACGCUGCCGGGCGACCUCUUCCCGAACGUGGAUAGAGUGGGCGGCGCGCGGUGCCCCGUUUUAGUUAUACACGGCACGCACGACGAGGUCGUGCCCUUCUGGCACGGCCAGGAAUUAUUUCUGGCGACGCGGCCGGAGUGGCGCUUCAAGCCCUUCUGGAUCCCGGGCGCGGGGCACAACAACAUCGAGCUGCUCCUCCGCGACAGCGGCGCGCUCUUCAAGAAGCUCGGCGAGUUCGUCGACUUCUGCUCCGCGCGGCGGCAAGCGUCGAGCGGGUAACUAACUGUUUUGUGUG
Pelagomonas calceolata is the source of this 971-nucleotide messenger RNA. The record is from the annotation of a GenBank genome assembly. Lineage: Eukaryota; Pelagophyceae; Pelagomonadales; Pelagomonadaceae.